AUGGAUAUGUCAACAUCAGACAUGGACAUGAGCACCUCCAACAGCACCAUGACCAGCAUGACCAGCAUGAACAUGUCCAUGAUGUCCAUGACAUUCUUCAUAUCCAAAACCACAGCCCUCUACUCCAACAUGUGGACACCCAGCAGCGACGCCGGGUACGCCGGGACCUGCAUAUUCCUAAUCAUCCUCGCAACCCUCUUCCGGGGUCUCUUAGCCGUCAAAGCCUGGAAAGAAAGCGCCUGGCUCGCCGCCGAAACCAACCGUCGCUACGUCACUGUUGCUGGAAAAGGUCCCAAAUCUGAACGGAUUUCCGUGGAUAGCGAUGCCAAGAAUAUGGUGUUGAGUGAGAAUGGGGUUGAGGAGAAUGUUAUGGUGGUUAAGACACGCGCGAUGGCGGUGAGACCGUGGAGAUUGAGUGUUGAUCCGGUGAGGGCUGUUAUGGAUACUAUUAUUGCUGCUGUGGGAUGGUUACUUAUGCUCGCAAUCAUGACGAUGAAUAUCGGAUAUUUCCUAUCCGUCUUGGGCGGUACAUUCCUGGGGAGUUUAGCACUAGGUCGCUAUGUCAUUGCCUUUGAGCAUUAG
Molecule: messenger RNA, 582 nt
Organism: Sclerotinia borealis F-4128
Lineage: Eukaryota; Fungi; Ascomycota; Leotiomycetes; Helotiales; Sclerotiniaceae
Source: the annotation of a GenBank genome assembly